AUGGAAGAGAACGAGUCAGCAACAGCGCGUCAGGGCGGCUCGUGGGAGGAGGUGGCCCGAGCGCGACGCGAGCGGCUCGCGGCAGCUAUCCCACCCGAGUGGGUCCUCUCAUCGGACCUCCUCGGUCGCCUGGACACCUGCACCGACGUGCGCCACGCCCCAGCAGAGGCCGGCUUCCUGUCGCCCCGCGAGCUCGCCCUCACCGACAUCGACGACGCCGCCCGCCUGUGCCGCAUGCUCGCAGAGCGCGAGUGUUCCGCCGUCGAGCUGGUGAUGGCCUUCUGCAAGCGGGCCGCCAUCGCCCACCAGCUGCUCAACUGCUGCCUGGACCUGUUCUUCGACGAAGCCCUCAAGCGCGCCCGCGUGCUCGACGACGAGCUCGAGCGCACGGGCCGGCCCGUGGGUGUGCUGCACGGCCUGCCCAUCAGCCUCAAGGACCAGUUUAACGUGGUCGGGCACGACACCACGCUCGGCUACGUCGGGCGCGACUCGCAGCCGGCCGACCACAACUCGACCCUCGUUGAGGGCCUCCUGGCCCAGGGCGCGGUCCUGUACGUCAAGACGUCGCUGCCGCAGUCGAUCAUGAAGCCCGAGACAGUCAACCACCUGAUCGGCCGCACCACGCACCCGGCCGACCGGCGGCUGAGCCCGGGCGGCAGCAGCGGCGGCGAGGGCGCCCUGCUGGCCUUUCACGGCAGCCCGCUGGGCGUGGGCACCGACAUCGGCGGGUCAAUCCGCAUUCCAAGCGCCCUGUGCGGGCUCUACGGCCUUCGUCCCACACACGGGCGAGUCCCUUACUUCCGCGCUGAGAACACCAUGGAUGGCCAAGAAUCGGUGCAUUCGGUCUGUGGGCCGAUGGGCCGGUCGCUGGAGUCGAUCGAGCUGUUCAUGCGGGCUAAUUCGCUGGCCCAGCCCUGGCUCCACGACCCCAAGGUGGUGCCGCUGCCCUGGGACGACGCCAAGGUGGGCGCCACGGCCAAGGCCGAGCAGCUGGUGUUCGGGGUGAUCUGGACCGACGGCGAGGCCACGCCGCACCCGCCCAUCACACGCGCUUUACGUGAGACCGUGGCCAAGCUGCGCGCCGCCGGGCACGAGGUCAUCGACUGGGACGCCUCCAGCCACCGCGAAGCGUUUGAGCUCGGCUGCAAGUUCUGGACCAUGGAUGGCGGCAAGGACUUUGAAGAGAACGUCAGAGCGUCAGGCGAGCCCCGCAUUGACGGGGUGUAUGUCGGCCGGCCCGAGGACGAGCUGAGCGUCUACCAGCUGAUGCAGCUCAACCGAAGGCGCUACGAGUGGGCCGGGCGCUACCUGGCACGGUGGAACGCGUCAGCCCAGCGCACCGCCUGCGGUCGGCCCAUCGACGUGAUCUUGUCGCCAGUGCUGGCCUUGGUCGGCGCGCCACACGAGAGUCUGCACCACGUGGGCUACACUAUCCCCUGGAACCUGCUCGACUUCCCGGCCCUCACGGUGCCCAUCGCCACCGUGGAGCCGCAUGGGCGCGACGCCGCGGCGCCGCUCGACUACAUCGCCGCCGAGGGCCGAGCUCCACACGGGGAGUCUGACGUGGCCAACCAAGCACUGUGGCAGGCCCGAGGCGGGGUGGAGGGAUUUGGAGGACUGCCGGUGGUGGUGCAGGUGGUGGGCCGGAGGUUUGAAGAGGAGCGCGUGGUGGGCGCGGCCAGGGCCAUUCAGCGUGCCCUGCUGUCUGCGGUGGAGGAGUAA
Messenger RNA from Acanthamoeba castellanii str. Neff, 1722 nucleotides. RefSeq names its product amidase domain containing protein. The record is from RefSeq and is a predicted model, not a curated record. Bases 1 to 1722 code for a protein of 573 amino acids. NCBI's taxonomy places the organism in Eukaryota, Discosea, Longamoebia, Acanthamoebidae. The transcript has 3 exons.